AAACAACACAAUAGAAAUCCAAACAUUGAUUUGUUCUUGCUUAGUGCUUUCAAAACUACAAAAAUUAAAUAAUUAUGGCCACGCCAGAAAAUGUCAAAGAUAUAAUACAGUAUGUCCCCUUUACAUCGUUUGUUAAUCCAUCGUUCUGGCACAGUUUUACUGAUAUAAAAUUUAAUGUCGACAAACUGAGUGAAAAUACAAAGCAAAUAUACGGCCGAUUUUCCUAUGCAAAUGAUAUUGGUCCCGUGUUUGAGGUCGAUGGAACUGCUUUUAACAAGCAACCAGAGGCAGAAUUGAUGUAUUUAAGUAUAAGAGGUACGCUCAUGAACAAAAACACAAUAGAUGAUUUUAAAUCAAUCGACAAAGCAUCACUGUUGAAUAGCAUUGGUGAAAUAAUAUGGCAUAACAGUAUAAUUACAAGGUUGUGGAUGUGUAACCCGAGUUGUCUACUAAAUUUUUUUAUUCUCUCAUUUGCUGAUCUGAAAAAGUACCAUUAUUACUACUGGUUUGCAUUCCCAACACCAAGUCAACCAACAGUUUUUUUAAAGGAAAAGAGUAAAAGCAUUUUGACAGAAUUCAAUGAAAGUGAGAUAAGAACAAUUUCUCAGAACUAUCAACUUUUGCACCAUUCUCAAAGAUGUUUCUUUGUGAUUCGAAAAGAAAAUGAAACAGUUAAAGUUGAAACUUUAUCAAAUAUAUUUAAUAGAACUGAUAAUACAUGUAAUCUUGAUAUAUCAAGCGUGUAUUUUGCUUUUACCGAUCCUAGUAAUAAUGGCAACCCUGGUUGGCCCUUGAGGAUAUUUUUAGCUGCCCUACUGGAGUAUAGUGCAAUAUUUCACGGAAGUGUUAUCAAAGUUAUUGGUAUAAGAAGCAGCAAGGAAGUUGGGUGUCAGAGUAGUCAAAUUUUCAACGUCAUGCUGCCAGAGAAUGUCCAAUGCUUACAGAAAUUAGGUUGGGUUGGAUGGGAAAGAAACGACAGAGGGAACUUUGGACCGAAACUAUCCGAUAUGUCUGCAUCAAUGAGUCCUAAGAAAUUAGCAGCGGAAUCCGCGGAUCUCAACAUAAAGUUGAUGCAGUGGCGUUUGGUGCCUGAUCUCAAUAUAGAAAUUAUGAAAAAUACCAAGUGUCUCCUGAUAGGAGCUGGAACACUGGGAUGCCAAGUAGCAAGAAAUCUUUUGGCAUGGGGCUUCCGUCACAUACACUUUGUAGACAAAGGAAAGGUGUCGUAUUCGAACCCGACGCGGCAAGUGUUGUACACUUACCACGACUGUCGCGACGGCGGAAAAAAUAAGGUGGAUGCAGCCGCGGAAAGCUUGUUGUCCAUACAUCCAGAUGUGAAUACGGGCGGCCUGAUAGCCCACAUUCCAAUGCCCGGCCAUCCGGUAGGAGAAUCUCUCAAGGCUGAAACGAUUCUCAACAUCGAACGACUAACAGAAGAGAUACGGGCCCACGACGUUAUAUUCCUACUUUUAGACACGAGAGAAGCAAGAUGGCUGCCAACGCUAAUCGCAGCGGAUUUAGGAAAGAUUGUAAUCAAUUCAGCCCUCGGCUUCGACAGCUACCUAGUGAUGCGACACGGAAUCUGGUCGCCGAACCCCGAAAGUACCACAAUCCACAGUACAUAUGUGCCGGGAGAUCAAGUUGGCUGUUACUUUUGCAAUGACGUCACCGCUCCGGGAAACUCCCAAAAGGAUCGUACAUUAGACCAACAGUGUACAGUAACUCGACCCGGUGUGGCCGCCAUUGCUGGAGCGUUGGCCGUGGAAUUACUAGCCUCGUUGUUACAACAUAAACUCGGGGUACGAGCACCGGCCCCAUACAAUAUAUCAGACGAAAUGAUCGACCCAGAGUUCGAAGGAGUACUGGGCCCAGUACCACAUUCCAUACGGGGAUUCCUGCAUUCGUACCAAACAGUGGUGCCAACAUACAGGAAAUUCAAGCAGUGUAUAGCCUGCUCCGAAGUGGUCAUAGACAAUUAUAGAAAGGAAGGAAUAAACUUUUUAUUGAAUGUCUUCAACAGUGGAACAUAUUUGGAGGAAGUUACCGGGUUAACUGAACUGCAAUUGACAGCGGAAAUGAGUGAAGUUCUCACUUUUUCCGAUGAAGAUCAAGAUACCGACGAGUAAAGUUAUGACAAAAUCCAAAAUUAUUCUAAACAAAAUGAAAUAAAAAGCUCAUAAUAAGAGCUGUUUUUAUUGGUUUUGUAUACAAUAAAAUUUGGUAUUUGCAAUAAUAACUCAGUGUUACUAACAAAAGAUCUCAUAACUAGUACAAUCUCAGUGUCCGUGAUAUGCUUUUGUAUGUAUAUGUUACUAUCAAUUGCUUUAAGCCUUAAAACUUUGUGAAUUAAACAGUUUUGCCAUUUUAAUAAAUUAUAAAAGCAUUUAAUAUUGUUACUGGCAAUCUAUUUAUUUAU
This is a messenger RNA of Pararge aegeria (speckled wood butterfly), 2416 nucleotides long. It is a transcript of the gene Atg7, whose product is annotated as ubiquitin-like modifier-activating enzyme ATG7. The coding region runs from base 75 to 2126 and encodes 683 amino acids. Gene Ontology annotation, cellular component: phagophore assembly site; cytoplasm. Lineage: Eukaryota; Metazoa; Arthropoda; Insecta; Lepidoptera; Nymphalidae. The record is from RefSeq and is a predicted model, not a curated record. The transcript has 11 exons. Gene Ontology annotation, molecular function: Atg8 activating enzyme activity; Atg12 activating enzyme activity. Gene Ontology annotation, biological process: C-terminal protein lipidation; protein modification by small protein conjugation; autophagosome assembly.